Molecule: messenger RNA, 1239 nt
Organism: Rotaria sp. Silwood2
Lineage: Eukaryota; Metazoa; Rotifera; Eurotatoria; Philodinida; Philodinidae
Source: the annotation of a GenBank genome assembly
AUGGCAUCAACAAAUUUAACGAAAGGAGCUAUUACUCGCUAUCAAAAUGGAAAUACAAAACAAUCAGCAAUUGUUAAAGUUCUUAAUAUUCGACAAUGUGAAUCGACUACACCAACCGAUGUUGAACGUUAUCGUUUAUCGAUAACUGAUGAUCAAGAUACAUUUAAUGCUUGUAUAUUAGUACCGGAGUUAAAUAAAUUAAUUAAAGACAAACAAUUGCGCGAGAAUUCAAUUGUUAGACUAGAAAAAGUUGCACAUAAUUUAACAAAUACUGGAAAAUCGUUUUUAGUUAUACUUGAUUUGACUAUAGUAUCACAAUCACCAAUAACUACUGUAAAUAAUAAUAAGCCAAAUACAAAUAUAUGUCCAAUUGAAAUGAUAACACCAUAUUUAAAUGGAAUGUGGAAAGUUCGUGCACGAUGUUUUGCUAAAAGUCCUAUACGACCACAUCCAGUAUGUGAUUUUGAUUUUGUUGAUGCCAGUGGUGAAAUUCGUAUAGUUGCUUUUCGUGAUGAAUGUACUCGAUUUCAUCCAAUGAUUGAAGUCGAUAAAAUGGCCGUCCAUAAUAUACUUGAUCUACCUAACGAAAUACUUGAAAUCAUAGUAUUUAAUGUAAUUGGAGGAUCAUGGAAAGAUGAUGUACAUGAUUUUCUUUCUUUUACAUCAACUUGUCAACGAUGUUAUCAAUGGUCUCAUGAUGAAAAAUAUUGGCAAAAACUAGUCUCACGACGGGAUCCAACAAAUAUAAAACCAACAAAAGAUAUAACAUGGUUAGAUUAUUGUAAACAAAUUUAUCUUAUGCGUACAAUAUCAUCUAAUGAACUUGAAGAUAAAAUAAGUCGUUUUGACGAAAAUUAUUUUUGUACAAUUGAAAAAAUUCUUCUUUGGCCUAAUAAAAUACGUAUAUAUAUUGAUGAACGUGGAGAUUAUUCUUUUGGUAGUAUUCAACAUCCAACAUAUUCAACAAUAGGAUUUCUUGAACAAAAUUCUUUUCAAUUUAAUAAAUAUAAUAGAAAAAAAGUUUCUAAUAGUGAAUUUUCUAUUGAAGAUGAAAAAUCACAAUAUUUAGGUUAUUUAGAUUUUUCUAUAAAUAUUUCAUUUGAUUGUAUUGAAAAAGUUCUUUGUUUUCAAUAUGGUUGCAGUGGUUAUAGUAUUACAAAACUUUUUCAUAUAGAACAAUCGUUUAUCGAUAAAUAUAAUCUUCUUCCGUUGAUGAGAAAAUGUCAAAACAUUGGAUAA